UCUCCAUAACAUUCCAAUAAUCCAAUAGUGGCAACAAAUCAUUUACGUGCUGCAUAGAUGCUUGCAUAUGGGGUACACUUGAACGAGUUGAAUCUAAAAUGUGUUCUUAUGAUCAUAUUGAUGAUGAUAUUACCCAUCCUAGGGUUGUUUUUCUGGCUAGAGAACAAGUUGUCCCAUAAUUCCAGUGAGGCCAAUCAUUACUCCAAAUGGAAGGAACAUUUGCAGAUCAGUGAUGAAAUAAAUACCCUAUUUUGUGAACAAGAUGAGAACAGUACUAGUGCACACUGUGCUUGCUCCUUCUGUGGAAGAUUAAGCAACAUAGUCACGAGAUGCUCACGCUGCAAAGCUGCUAUAUAUUGCUCGAAUGCUUGCCAUGUUAAGCAUUGGAGGAUUUGCCAUAAAUAUGAAUGCGUUGAGAAAGAAGGGUCACAAGAUCAGCAGGAAUCACCGUUUCAUGGAACCCAUUGCCUUAUCAUGGAGCCUGAAAAUGGUAAGUUCUCAUUCAGUGAAGUUAUUGAGCAGAGAUCAUAUAAGGGAGAUGUUUACUAUGUCGAAGGAGGAGAAAACAGUGCUGAGGUCAGUGAUGAAACAGCUCUAAAGUGUAACGAUGGCUGUGCAGUGUGUGGCAAUCCAAGCUCUAAAGUAUGCUCAAGGUGCAAAGCCAUAAAAUAUUGCUCACAAACAUGCCAACAUUUCGAUUGGAGAUCUGGGCAUAAGUUUCAAUGUCUUGUUGAGAAGGCAAAUACAACUGAAAAAGCAAUUGUCAAUCAAGGAAGACCUGCAAACGGAAAUGUUGUAAAUCUCACGAAUUCGGAUGAGGUAGAAGAUAAUGCUCAUUCAUCUAGUCCUCUUCGCUUGGAAUUUUACUCAGGAAACACCAGUUCCAAGGCCCUGACUCGAAGUUCUUUGUCUCUGGAAGCAACCAAUAAUGCUCAGAAGGAGAUUCAAGAUCAAUUGAGAAGCCUAGAAGAAGAAUUGGCAAAGAUAAAAGAGGAGAACAUGUCAUUACUAUCAGAGCGCGACGCAUGGGAAGUGCGAGCAAGGAAUUCCAUAGAUAGACUUUAUAGCUUCAGGAAAGAAAAUGAGCACCAGCUGUUUAUUUUGAAGCAUGAAAAUGAAUUGAUGUCAAAUGCUGAGAAGCAAUCACGUCAAAUGGUUAAUAGUUUAUCUCAGAGGCUACACUGCUUGCAGAUUGCAGUGGAAAGUGGAGUUGAAGAGAGGAAAAAACAAGAAGAAUAUAUACAUAUGUUGCAGAAUGAAUGUGCUAAGGUUAAGAUAGAGCUACAAGAACAGAACAAGUGCGUCGAAAGGCUUACAGUAGAGCUGGAUAAGAACACUCAAUUUCCUAGGAGAAUAACUGAAGAAACAGGACAAAUAUUAGUCAAUGCUUUAAGUGAAAUUGCAGCUGUUGAAUCCAAUGCUAACUGUGCUGAGGUGUCCCUGCCAAUUAGUUUGAGCAGAAAUCCAACCUUUACAACACAGGGUUGUUCAAUUUGCCUAGCCAAUGAGAAGAACAUGGCCUUUGGUUGUGGACACAUGACUUGUUUAGAGUGUGGAUCAAAAAUUCGCAAGUGUCAUAUAUGCCGAAGGAAGAUCACCAUUCGUAUCAGAUUGUUUCCUGAUUAAAUGAUGAAGGAGUUAGUAGGCAUUUUCUAUAAGAAUGCCAUUAUGUUCGUGCACAACGGUUGAAGAGAGAUAUAUUUUUUUUUCAUUUUCUGCUACUUAUGCUUAGUAAUAAAAGCAAGUCUUGGCCAUCAGAUUUUACAUUGACAGUCAAGUUUAUAAACUACAUUAAGUUCAUGAUUUGAUAAUCUAUAUAUUGUGUAUUUGCCUGUUUAUAUAUGUAUGUAUUGUGAUAUGCUAUACAGGUAUAUAUACUUUGAAGAUGGCUUGAUUUAUGUCCCAA
Messenger RNA from Glycine soja, 1906 nucleotides. RefSeq lists its product as uncharacterized. Lineage: Eukaryota; Viridiplantae; Streptophyta; Magnoliopsida; Fabales; Fabaceae. The record is from RefSeq and is a predicted model, not a curated record. The coding region runs from base 58 to 1626 and encodes 522 amino acids. Gene Ontology annotation, cellular component: nucleus. The transcript is spliced from 13 exons.